Messenger RNA from Pecten maximus, 3189 nucleotides. RefSeq lists its product as uncharacterized. The transcript is spliced from 2 exons. Bases 615 to 2147 code for a protein of 510 amino acids. NCBI's taxonomy places the organism in Eukaryota, Metazoa, Mollusca, Bivalvia, Pectinida, Pectinidae. The record is from RefSeq and is a predicted model, not a curated record.
UGUACUCUAUCUGUCGACAGGUUCAAAAUGUCGUACAAAGCUGUCUAACAUGAAACAUUAGGACCAGUUUAAUGCACUGGAAGACAGAACUGUGCACACGAGUUCUGAGUUCAAUCUCAAGAAGAGUCAGCGUCUAACAGUGUUGACCCUCACAAUGGCCGAAUGUGGACGCCCUCCAGAACUGGACUUACACUUACUGGAAUGUCCUAUCUGUCUGGAGCGACUUCAGAAACCAAAGUCCUUACCCUGUCUCCACUGCUUCUGUCAGGAAUGUCUCGGGACCUACAUCACCAAGGAGUUGUCUGGGAAGAUGGCGUCAGAAACAUCAUUUUCUUGUCCUGUCUGUAGGAGGUUGACCCCGCCUGUCAAUCCUGUGGAAUCUAAGGACAAAUGGGCAGAACAGUUCCCAACUAACGCUGUGAUACAGGACCUCAUUCAGCUCAAGGAACGAUCGUCUGAAACACUGUACUGUAAACCCUGUCAGACAAAAGGUAACAUGACGAAUCCCGCGAAAUUGAGGUGCAAGGACAUGGCAGUGAACUUUUGCGAUGAUUGUAAGGUGCAACACCACGAUAUUUUGCACAAUGAAUGUGGUAUCUUAGACAUCAGUGGAUAUGAGUAAUAACCGGACGAAUCUGGAAAAGUCAGUCCCUCGAUGUGACCAACACGAUAAAAAGAAGGUUUGGUAUUGUGAGGACCAUCAACUUUUAGGACGUAACAUAUGCAUUUUCAAAAAUCAUAGACGUUGUGGAGAGGUAACAACAGCUAUAGAGUAUUUUCAGAAAUUAAAAGAUGGAUCACAGAUGACAGACAUGCUGGCAGUGUUGAAGAAAAACACGGAAGGUUUUGACUUAAUAGUGAAGGACUUUGACGAACAGCUUCAAACUCUGGUACAGAACCAGGAAAUCGCACUACAGAGUAUCACCGAUCUGCGUGAAAAGGUGGAUAACCGGUUAAACACGCUACAGAAGGACGUCACAGACAAGUUGAUCGCGUCGUUCAAAGAAGAGAAGAUAAACAUGGAGGCGUCAUUACGGCAGUGUGAACGUCUGAUGAAUAGUAUGCUGAAUACCAUGAAGUCGUCCGUUACCGCCGUAGAGGGAAAUGACCACAUUGAGACGAUAGUGUUGUACCAGCGAGGACAGGCAGAGGUGGAGUCGUGUAAGGCCCUGAUAACGGACAUGAGAAAGUCGUACACGUCCGUCAGCAUUAAACAUCAUGUUGUUAGUGGACUCGGUAACCUUGAUGAAGACGCAAUGGGAAAGAUCAUCAUCGAGAAACAAUCACGACGUUUUCCUGGCAUUCAAGGUGAUCUAAAACCACCCUUGUUAGAACGCAAAGUGAAGGGAAUCGGAAAGUUCAACAUAAAGAUUCUGUCGGAUGAAUAUAAUUGCUGUGCCCAUGGUGUUGUGUACCUUCCAUGUGAUCAAAUAGUGGUAAGUGAUGCCGACAACAAGAAGUUGAAGCUGUUUACAGACAAAGGACAGUUUCUGGACGAGUUGUCCAUUCAAGGAUGUCCCAAUGAUCUGUGUCUGGUAGACAAUAACACUGUGGCGGUCGCUGUCGACAGUCCUGGUGGUAUACAUGUCGUGAAAGUCGAGGCAUCAAAACUCUCCCUGUCGUCUGAGAUCAGGAUACCAAACGGUAAGGACUGUUAUGGUAUAACACAUACAGACGGGAGGUUUAUCGUGGGUACAGAAGGAGGAGGAGUAUACAGUGUAACACAGGACGGCGUGACUGACUUGUUACAUCAGUAUAACAGUAACUGUUACUCACUCACACAUGACCCAGUAAAGGGAGACACACUCGUCAGUAUCUAUAACGACACCCCGGGAGACGUCGCGGUGUCCAGACUGUCGGCUGAUAAACGUCACACGGACGUGAUGAAGGUCGGCGUCGUGAAUAAAGCGGGGGGAAUAGACGUAGACAGGGAGGGAAACAUCUACGUAUGUGGUGAUAGUUCAGACAACGUCGUACAUAUGUCUGGGGACGGGUCACACGUCAGGGAACUGCUGACGUCAUCGGACGGUAUGGUGAACCCAUGGGCAAUAUCUGUAAAUGGUGACAAACUCGUUGUCACUAGACAUACAGAUUGCAUUUUCGGUAGUAAAGAGGAUAAUUACAUCCGGAUCUUUCAACUCUACUAGUGUGUUGAAACUAAAACAAUCACUGUCUAGAAAUGUGUUUACUUUAACAAUCGGCGUCACCAUCAACAAACAGCGAUGAAUGUUAAAUAUAUUCCCCUGUUGGUUCAAUACCUGUUUUAAUGACGUCAUCAGACAGAAAGAUAUAUUCAUGGGCAAUGGCUGUAAGUGACGAUAUACUCGUGAUUUAAUAUAAUACCUGAUGUACAAAACAAACUUGUUAUCUAUCAUUCAUACCAAACUGAUGAAUCUUUAUCCUAAUACUCGUGAUGUUUGGUUUGUUUGGUUUGUUUGUGUUUAACGUCUUAUUUACAGCCAAGGUCAUUUAAGGGCGUGCCAGGUUUUGGAGGUGGAGGAAAGCCGGAGUACCCGGAGAAAAACCACCGGCCUACGGUCAGUACCUGGCAACUACCCCACGUAGGUUUCGAACUCGCAACCAAGAGGCGGAGGGCUAGUGAUAAAGUGUCGGUAGACAUGUAACCAUUCGGAAACCUCGACCCCGAUACCCGUGAAUACAUACGACUUUGGUCAUUACUGAUAACAUUAUAUUAAUGUUUGAGAUUAAUGUUCCGGUAACAUACUCAAUGUUAAUUCACAACGUGUCGAAUUGUGACACAAACAUGAAGCGGGCAACAAGGAAGUGGCGUCCAAUCGCAAAAUCAUUUGACAUAUUUUGUUUUAAUAUUUCCUCGUUUAAAUCAAGAAAGUUAGUAAGUUAUACUGUUAUUAGUUCCUAAUACGUUUGGCAUUACAGCACACCAUUCGGGAUCUGACACUGUCAAUAUAUAAAUAAAACACAAAGGAAUGAAAUGUUUUAAUUAAAAUUAAAUUUUAAGUUUUACAGUUAUUGAUUAUAGCUCUGAUUACACAUGGUAAUUGACAUUAUCAGAAAAUCACAGUAUGAACAGAAACAUCUUACAUACGCAAAUGACUCUACAUGUAGCUUAUUCUAAAAAAAAAACGUUUAGGCAGCUGAAAGAUCAGCUAUGAACCGAAAGGGAAACUAGGCCUUAACAGUGUGUCAAGUAAAGUUUUCGUUUUCACA